This is a messenger RNA of Lactuca sativa (garden lettuce), 1444 nucleotides long. It is a transcript of the gene APG3, whose product is annotated as Peptide chain release factor 1. Gene Ontology annotation, biological process: translational termination; thylakoid membrane organization; plastid translation. The record is from RefSeq and is a predicted model, not a curated record. Gene Ontology annotation, cellular component: chloroplast. Lineage: Eukaryota; Viridiplantae; Streptophyta; Magnoliopsida; Asterales; Asteraceae. Gene Ontology annotation, molecular function: translation release factor activity, codon specific.
CGGCUCACAAGAGAGCUCUGUGUCCAGUAAUGGUGUUUCUGUUAGCCAUGAAUAUCCAAAUGACCACGACUCGAAGCAUCUCUUCAAUUUCAUCACAAUUUUGCCCUCGUUUCGAGCUACCGCAAAAGUUCUUAUCCGUUCGGCCUUUGCGAUAUCACAAACCUCUUACGAGAAUCGUUUGCAUGGCGGAGCCUUAUCUUCUGAAAAAACUCGAAUCAGCUGAGAAAACUUGGAAAGAACUAUCGGUUAAGCUAGCAGAUCCGGAUGUGGUUUCAAAUCCUAGUGAGUACCAAAAGCUGGCACAAUCUAUGUCUGAACUCAAUGAGGUUGUAGCAACAUACAAAGGAUUCAAGGAGUGUGAGAAACAACUUGAAGAGUCCAAAGUUUUGUCAAAAGAUGCCGAUGUAGAUGAAGAGAUGGCUGAGAUGAUAGCUUCUGAAAUUGAAUCUUUAUCUGAGCAGCUUAAAUUGUUUGAGGAGAAACUUAAGAUGCUGUUGAUUCCAAGUGAUCCUUUGGAUUCUAGGAACAUAUUGCUUGAAGUUAGGGCUGGUACAGGUGGCGAAGAGGCUGGACUGUGGGCUGCUGACCUUGUUCGUAUGUACCAGAGGUACUCUGAAAGAAACUCAUUGAAAUACACCCCACUUUCAUGCUCCGAGGCUGAAAGAGGAGGAUUCAAGACGUAUGUGAUGGAAGUGAAAGGUGCACGUGUAUAUAGUAAACUGAAAUAUGAAUCAGGUGUCCAUAGGGUUCAGCGUGUUCCUCAAACAGAAGCCCAAGGUCGUAUUCACACAUCAACCGCCACUGUGGCCAUCAUGCCAGAGGCUGAAGAGGUGGAUGUGGUGAUUGAUCCAAAAGAAAUUGAACUUACGACUGCAAGGUCUGGUGGUGCUGGAGGUCAGAAUGUGAAUAAGGUUGAAACAGCAGUGGAUCUUUUCCACAAGCCAACUGGAAUCAGAAUCUUUUGCACAGAAGAAAGGAGUCAACUUAAAAAUAAAAACCGGGCGCUUCAAAUGUUAAGAGCAAAACUGUAUGACAUCAAACUAAAGGAACAACAGGAGUCUCAAAGAAAUGAAAGAAAAUCUCAGGUUGGUAGUGGUGCACGCUCAGAAAAGAUCCGCACAUACAACUACAAGGACAACCGGGUUACUGAUCACAGAUUGAAGAUGAAUUUCGAGCUCACUUCAUUUCUUGAUGGUGACAUUGAGACUGCAAUUCAGUCUUGUAUUUCUAUGGAGCAAAGGGAAUUACUGGAAGAGCUUGCGGAUUCAGUAGGAGCUGCAACCACCUAGUGACUUCCAUUUUUUGGUUAAACAAAAUCCAAAUUAUGCGUGUCUUGUUUCAUGUAAAAAUAGGAGGCUAUGGAUACGUUUUUGUACCACUUAAUUUCUUUUUUUUUACACAUAUCUAACUAUAUUGGUCAUCAGAAAGCUGCAUCCAUACUCAA